Molecule: messenger RNA, 540 nt
Organism: Vanderwaltozyma polyspora DSM 70294
Lineage: Eukaryota; Fungi; Ascomycota; Saccharomycetes; Saccharomycetales; Saccharomycetaceae
Gene: PNC1
Product: nicotinamidase
Exons: 1
Coding region: 1-540 (179 amino acids)
Source: RefSeq, a predicted model, not a curated record
AUGUUUUCUGAAAAAUGGGAUUCGAUAGUAUUAACAAGAGACUGGCAUUGUAAAGAUCAUGUAUCCUUUGCUAAAAAUCAUAAUUUACCUAAUUUUGCACCUUUUGUCUAUUGUUCCCCUGUAGUUAAUGAUGAAAGGAAAAUAGAGUCAACUUUAUGGCCUGUCCAUUGUAUUGAAGACACUGAAGGUGCUGAUAUUGCUCCUUCUUUACAAGCUGUUUUAAGGAAGCAUCCAGAAAUCGUUUUAGUGAAUAAGGGCUAUUUAAAAGAUAGAGAAUAUUAUUCCGCAUUCUGUGAUAUUUGGGAUGAUCAUAAUACUGAAUUACAUGAAAUUUUACAACAAGAUGGGAUCGAUGAAGUAGUGGUUGUUGGAUUAGCAUUGGAUUAUUGUGUAAAAAACUCUGCAAUUUCUGCUGCUAAAUUAGGAUAUAAAACGACUAUUUUAAAAAAAUAUACUCGUGCAAUUGAUAAUCAUAAAGACUCAUUAAGAAGAUUAGCCAAAGAAUUCGAGUAUUAUGGAGUAAUCCUUGAUGAAAGCUAA